Molecule: messenger RNA, 3746 nt
Organism: Protopterus annectens (West African lungfish)
Lineage: Eukaryota; Metazoa; Chordata; Ceratodontiformes; Protopteridae
Gene: GLE1
Product: GLE1 RNA export mediator
Exons: 16
Coding region: 209-2308 (699 amino acids)
Biological process (GO): poly(A)+ mRNA export from nucleus; regulation of translational termination; regulation of translational initiation
Cellular component (GO): cytoplasm; nuclear pore; nuclear pore cytoplasmic filaments
Molecular function (GO): translation initiation factor binding; phospholipid binding; inositol hexakisphosphate binding
Source: RefSeq, a predicted model, not a curated record
AAAGAGAAUGGCGUAUUGUAUUCAUACGUCUUCGAAGGGCUUAGCCAUCUGCCAAUGAAGUUUUACUUCCGUGAAUGUAAUUAUAGUUCGUCCGCUCUAAAUUGGAAGUGAAAGUAUAACGUAUAGUGGGAGUUUGGUGUUUUGAUGCGGUUGUUAAUUUAAGUGUUAGGAUUUUUUAAGCAAGGUAUCUUUUAGUCACAUAUUAGAUAUGGACGUAGAAAUGCGGUGGGAAGUAAUAGACGCUCUUAGAAACUCGGGAAAAGGCCGUUUAUCAUAUAACUCAGAUUGGCCGCAAAGCUCAGAGAAUGCCAUCGAAAGCUGCAAGUCUCCUCUGUUACUGUCCCCGCAUUUUGGAUGUAUUCUGUCAAGAAAGUUCUCAUCUCCAAUUAGUCCAGUCUACUCCGUAGAUGGCCUCUCAGGAGAUCCAUUAAUCACAGAGUUGGAUUCCAGUAACCAUCUGUCUCUCUUCUCAGAGAAUGAGACCUCUGUAUUGUCACCACCAGAUAUUGGAAGCAAGGAAACUGAGAAAUCUGCAUCAGCAAUGGAUAAUGAAUUGGGGACUGGACCAGGUCUGUUGCUUUUAUCUCCCAGGGCCACAAAGGUGGAGGGCUGUAUCCGGGUAAUGAAAGAAGUCCACAGAUCGAAGGGACAGACACGAGUCCAGAAGCAUCAGGAACUGCAAGAGAAAAUGAUACAAGGUGUCUCAGAAAUGGCUUCAGAACAUCUGAAGCAACGCGUGGAACUAAUGGAGCUUAAACAGCGUCAAGACUUCCAGAAUAUACGAGAUGAGAUGGAAAAGAGUGGUAUAGAAGUUCUUGGACGUCAAGAAAAACUGAAGGAGGAACACAGGCACAGAACAAAGAUAUUAAACCUGAAGCUGCGUGAGGCAGAACUACAGCGACAGAAGCAGGAGGAGCUGGAACGCCAGCGAUUGGCAGAAGGUCGUGAAAGAUGGUAUCGCCUCAACUCCAUCCAGGAGGAAGUUCUCCAAGUAAACUUGCAGAUAGAUCCGAAACCCAGGGAUUUACCAGGGCUUGACCUUUCAGGAUACAGUGUUCGUGGAAACCAAAUAUGCAGUAAUGUUUCCGAGCUAGUAAGAACUACUCGAGCGGGUGAAUUCCCUAGUCAGGAGGUUGUGGAUGCUGCAUACCAUGCCCUGCAAGAAAUAAGAGCUUUAGUGACCAGCAUGCAGCAGGAAAUAACUAUGGCCAUGGAGGAAAGGAACCAGAAGCUAAAGGAAGAGAAGGCUGCACAGUUAAAGCAACUUCCACAAAAACAAACUAAUAACACAGUAGCUGAUAACCCUUCAAUGGCACAGAAGUAUACUCAAAAAAAGACAGGUCUCCAGACAAAGUCUGAUAGAAGUUUACUGCAGUGGUAUCAACAACUGCAGGAUAUGUGCAACCAGUGCUUCACUUCUUUUGAUGUACUUAAUAGUACUAAGGACCCUCAGGAAAAGAAAACGAGGACUGAGCUGCAGAAGGUAGCUGUGAUGUCUGUUAACCAAAUCUCUGGUGUUUCAGGUUCAAAACUACGUGGAGUUUUUCAGAAGAUGGAUGACCUGCUCUCUGGGAGGAAAGUACAGUGCAGAGACAAAAGCGUAUCAGCAACUCAACAUCCACAUGGAUUGGAUUUUGUAUUUUACAAAGUCGCUGAAGUGUUUGUGAAACAAGGAGAAACUGAGGUGUCUGCACAUCACGAAACUGUCUUCCCCAUAGCUGUGGUAGCAUCAGGAAUCUGGGAACUGCACCCCAAAUUUGGAGACCUUUUUCUAGCCCAUCUACAUAAGCUGUGUCCUUAUGCUGUCCCUUAUUUUCCUGCACUGAAAGCGGGAACAUCAAUGGAGGAGUACCAGAGGAUCCUUGGGUAUCAUGUACAUCAGUCAGGAGUGGAACAACAAGACAGUUUUUUGAAGAGGAUGUCAGGGAUGAUGCGUUUAUAUGCUGCUAUUAUCCAGUUACGAUGGCCCUAUGGAAACAAACAAGGGUUUCAUCCACAUGGACUAAACAAUGGCUGGAGAUGGCUAGCUCAGAUGCUGAACUUGGAACCUGUUGUCGAUAUUUCAGCAACUCUGAUUGUUGACUUCUUGGAGGUGUGUGGAAAUGCUCUGAUACGCGAGUACCAAACACAGUUCUGGAAGAUGAUUUUGUCUAUAGAGGAAUGCUAUUUGCCCAGAAUUGAAGCAGUUUCAAGCCCUGAACAUAUGGGCUCAGUCAUGAGGUUGAAGCACUUCCUACAGAAAUGCCUGAAAAGUAAAGACAUUCCACUGCCUAAAGGAUACCUUAAAGACAGUUUCUGGCAAUCAUGAAACACUGGGCCAAGGCUUGCAGAACCAUUGUAACAUCAUCUUCAUAUGUGACUCUUUAGGAAAAAUAGUGGCUCUGGACUAAUAGAAAUAAACCAGUACUACAAAGAAGCAUGUUUUACACGCAUUUUAUGGCCAUUUGAGAGAAAUGCCUCUUAUUUUGUGUUAUCUAUGCUUGGAACUGGUUUGUUUAACAUGAGUUUUUUUUUCCUUUUUUUAAUUAUAAUUUUUAAAUAAUGUAAAUUAUCUGACAGUUGAGGCAGUACUAUACUUAAGAAAAAAUAUAUAUUAUUGCCAAAAUAAUUUUUAAACUUGAAUAGGUUUUGAAGUGAAACAUUCUGCUUAGAAUUUCAAGUGGUUUCCAUGGCAGUUUGUCAGAAUACGAUUUCAUCAUCAUUUGAAAGAAACAGGGUUUCUCUAUUAAGACUGUAAUGGGAUGCAAAGUCCUUUGGAUCCUUUAAGUUUUGUAGCCUCUGAAAAUCAACACUCAUCUGGCUUACAUUAUUCUCUGGCUUUAUUUUAAGACACUGUAGUAUGGUAUAAUUGCUGUAUUGAACCAUCCUUUUCAUAAGAACUUGUUGCAGUUAGGUUCUUUAACAGCCCAAAACUGCAACUGAAAUUAUAUGAAGUGCUGCAAUACAGAAUCUUCAUAGUUUAUGAAUUAGUCUGAAACACAGUGGAAACCCCCACUUUUUGUCCCAUCGUCCUUUUUAAGAUUUAUUCCACGCAGGCAUAUCUCUAGAUAUUUAUAAGGUAGCUAGAAGCUCUGCUUGAAAUUAUAUUUCAUGAUUAAUGCAGUUAAUGUUUUUGUAGUAUUUUAGUGUUAACAGAAAGAAAUGGGUUAACUAUCAAAUGCCACCUUAUCCACUAACCCUAAGAAGAUUCAUGUUAAGUUCCUUGUACCACGGAAUUACACAACUUAAGGUAACCCAGCCUGUAAAAUGUCUUAAUAGAUAAUGUUUAGAACCAUGGUUUGUAACUGUUAAUAAGCCUGUGCUAUACUGUAUUACACUGGGUCUAGUCACACUGUGUCACUGAUAUCACAGAGUUCUAGAAAUAGUUGCAGUACAAUGUAAUUAAAGGGUGCAUGUCAUCAUCAUAUCUGCACUGCUUAUUUAAAAUACUUUCAUUUCAUGUUUAAUGUCCAGUAUGGAACUUGGUUGUUUGUCUGCUGUCUGGACACUUUCAUAAGAAUGUCAGUUUUUAUUUAUUAGAUAUUGUUAUUAAAAGCAGUAUAUAAUAAUACAUGCAUAUAUAUGGUUUUCCUUUUAAAACAGAAGUGGAAAACAAGAAAACCAGAUGUGCAACAGUAUUUCCGGUUGAUUAUUCUAUGAAUAAUUUGUGCACAUUAGUAUGUGAUCAUGUGGCCUGAUGCAUCAAAGCCCAUUUGGUCAAGACUGGAAGACCACAUGGUUUUAUUUCUAUUAAAAAUAUAUAAAUC